Messenger RNA from Wyeomyia smithii (pitcher-plant mosquito), 2621 nucleotides. RefSeq names its product elongator complex protein 2 (gene Elp2). The record is from RefSeq and is a predicted model, not a curated record. The coding region runs from base 214 to 2589 and encodes 791 amino acids. The transcript has 5 exons. Lineage: Eukaryota; Metazoa; Arthropoda; Insecta; Diptera; Culicidae. Gene Ontology annotation, biological process: tRNA wobble uridine modification. Gene Ontology annotation, molecular function: protein binding. Gene Ontology annotation, cellular component: elongator holoenzyme complex.
AGCCCUGUCAUUAUUUUUGUUGAUUAAUGGUUGACAGCGGUGGCAGCGGUGCUAUACGUGAAUUCUUAUAGGAAUACAAAGUAAACAAGAGCAUCCACCGUUCACAAGUAAAACCUAAAACGCACAUGUCCUGUUGUGAUAAAUUAGUGUUUUGAUCUAAUUGAGAGAAACACGUAUUAGUACGAAUAGGAAUAUCGUGUACAACUUGGUAGCAUGACGAAUAUAAUAGUCAGCAAUCGUUAUACAUCAGCGGCCUGCAACCGAACCACCGAAUCGUUGGACUGGGGUGAAGAUGGCUUGAUUUACUUUGCAGCUAGUCAUGCGAUCGCAAUCGCAGAUGUGAAUUACGAAGAUUUCGCAAAAAUUAUUCGCACGCUUUAUGGUCACAAGGCGCGAGUAAAUACUGUGAAAAAACUUCAUGCUGUGUCUGAAAGUGUUGACCUUAUAUCCGGGUCCGAUGACUGCUCGUGCAUACUUUGGAACACACGAGACACCGUCGAAUCUCCGGUAUGUGCUGUCCUUAAAGGCCAUACGAAAGGCGUAACUCAGGUGGAUGCUUUCAGUCACGAAAAUGAGCUGAUCGUCGCCACCGGAUCUGCCGAUAGCAGUAUCAAACUGUGGCAUCGAGCAAGUGAUACGAAUGAAUUCAUAAACUUUCAAACAAUCGACCUGAACAAAGGGUUCUGUUUUAGUUUGAAAUUCUUUUCUCUGCCUGGAUCCGACAUUGUUGGGUUUGCAUGUGCACUUGACAAUGAUCUGAUACAUUUAUAUGCCUUCGAUGGAGAAAACUUCAAACUAGUGCAACAGCUAAAAGGUCACACCGAUUGGGUUCGAGGAUUAGAUUGUGUUACUGAUGUAGGGAACGAUGAUUUGCUGCUGGCAAGCGCCUCGCAAGAUAGCUUCAUUCGACUGUGGAGAAUUUCCAAGCGGGCACAAAUAGUGAAGCAAAAGACGUUUGAAGAGUUAGCGGCUGACGAGGAUAUUGUUUUAGAAGAAAAAAUAUUUGAAGUUACUCAUGGAGAACGCAAUUUUUACUAUGCGAUUUCUCUCGAAUCGGUUCUUCAAGGUCACGAAGGGUGGGUUUAUGGAAUCCAUUUCAAUAAAAGUGGCUCUCAACUGCAACUGCUAUCCAGUUCAAUCGAUAAAACACUUACAAUCUGGACACCGUCUGAUUCCGGCGUUUGGUUUGAGAGCGUUCGAGUAGGGGAAGUCGGAGGCGCUCUGCUUGGAUUUUACGGUGGAAAAUUUUCUCCAAACGGUCAGGCUAUUAUAGGUCAUGGAUUCCAAGGAAGUCUCCACAUAUGGCAUCAAGAUCCAAAUCAUGCAGAUAUAUGGCUGCCGGCUCGUGCUAUUGUAGGCGGACACUUUGAAGCGGUACGAGAUUUAGCUUGGGAACCGCAAAAUGGUGAAUUACUAGUGUCACUUUCCGCUGACCAAACUACUAGGAUUCAUGCUAGUUGGAAGAAAUCAGACUCGGAUAGGCAAAGUUUAACUUGGCAUGAAAUUGCUCGACCGCAGGUGCACGGCUAUGAUAUGCAGUGUCUGUGCAUGCUAUCUCGCUACAAGUUUGCUAGUGGAGCUGAGGAAAAAAUUGUACGUAUCUUCCAAGCUCCAAGCAAUUUUGUGGAAAACUUCCACCAGUUAUGUGGUAUAGGAAAUGAUCUGGAAGGGGAGCUUAUAUUGAGGUCCAAUCCAGAGGGUGCCUCGGUACCUUCCCUAGGGCUCUCCAACAAAGCAGUUUACAGCUGUAACGAAGAGGAACAAUCGGAAAAGAAACAUAUUAAGGACAUGUAUCCGGAGCAUUACUUUACACGUACUACCAUGCAAAGCCCGCCAACAGAAGAAACUCUAAUGCAGAACACUCUAUGGCCCGAGACACAAAAACUUUACGGUCAUGGUUAUGAAAUCUAUGCUCUGGCAGCAACUACAAACGGUUGCCUUUUGGCCUCUGCUAGCCGUGCUAGUUCGGCGGAACACGCAAAAAUUCUUAUCUGGGACACAUCCACGUGGAAAAUUGUUCAGCGCUUGCAGGCUCAUCAACUGACAGUAACGCAGCUCUCGUUUGCUCCAAGCAAUAGUCUACUUUUGGCAGUAUCCCGAGAUCGAUCAUUAUCUGUGUUCGAGAACGUUGCAACGUCCGAAAGCUGCAACUUCCAGCUUGUGACGCACACGAACAAACAAACGAGCGUUCACGCUCGAGUUAUUUGGUGCUGUGAUUGGACGCACGAUUCACGUCAUUUUGCGACCGGCUCUCGUGACGGCAAAGCGGUACUGUGGGAACGAAAGGACGAUGGACUGUACAGUGCAGGUGCUGUACUUGAUUUAAAGCGUGAAUCGAUUACCGCUAUUGCCUUUGCGAGACGAGAAAUACCUGAUGUCCAUUACCUGGCGGCGAUUGGAUUUGAGAGUGGAAUUAUCCAGUUGUACGCACUAAAGCAUGAAUGGAAAUUGUUAUGUGCUGUCGAUAAAUCCUGUGGUCAUCACUUAACUGUUAAGAGGCUAUCCUUUAGACCAACUGAUGAUGAAAUUCAACUGGCCAGUUGCGGCGAAGACAAUUUUGUAAGAAUCUACGACAUUUCUAUUGAAUAAAGGAUUUGACCAAAAUUUUUGAGAUUUUUUUU